AUGGAUCGGCAGUCAGUAUUUACCAGUCGCCUUUACGGUACCCAAGCCGAAAGUGAAAACUCCAACACACACGUCCGGGGCCUGCUCGAGUCCUUCAUCCUUGAUUUCCGGCUCGAUAACAUCUUCAUCUACAGAGACCAACUACGCGAAAAUGCACUGCUCAAGAAAUACUACUGCGACGUCAACAUUGGAGACCUGAUCAAGUUCAACGAAGAGAUCGCCCACAGAUUAGUGACAGAACCCGCAGAAAUCAUCCCACUAUUCGAAGCAGCCUUGAAGCGGUGUACGCACAGAAUCGUUCACCCCCACGAGCCCAACGUCAAACUCCCCGAACACCAGCUCCUCCUCCACUCCAGCGCCGAAGAUGUAUCGAUCCGCAACUUGGACUCUCUCACCAUAUCGAGACUAGUUAGGGUACCUGGUAUUGUUAUCGGCGCCUCGGUCAUGUCGUCCAAGGCGACCGAAAUCCAUAUUCAAUGCCGCACCUGCGACCACGCCCAAGAUAUCGCUGUUCUCGGAGGAUUCAGUGGCGUGACCCUCCCGAGGCAGUGCGGAAGGAACCGGGCUCCUGGUGAUCCGACAGAAAAGUGCCCUCUCGACCCCUAUUUCGUCGUGCACGAGCAAUCGAAAUUUGUCGACCAACAAAUCAUCAAACUUCAGGAGGCGCCCGAUCAGGUGCCAGUGGGAGAGUUGCCGCGCCAUGUCCUCAUAUCCGCCGACCGCUACCUUACAAACCGGGUAGUGCCUGGGUCUAGGUGCAUUGUCAUGGGCAUCUUCUCCAUCUACCAGAGCAAGGGGUCCAAGAACUCGAGUGGUGCUGUCGCUAUCCGCACGCCCUACUUACGUGCGACUGGCAUCCAAACUGAUCUCGACCAGACCGCCAAGGGGCAAGCCGUCUUUUCGGAAGAGGAGGAGCAAGAGUUCCUAGAGCUCAGCCGACGGCCCGACCUCUACAACAUCAUGACUGACUGCAUCGCGCCGUCCAUCUACGGCAACCGAGACAUCAAAAAGGCCAUUCUCUGUCUCCUCAUGGGCGGCUCCAAGAAGAUCCUUCCUGACGGGAUGAAACUACGUGGUGACAUCAACGUCCUCAUGCUUGGUGACCCUGGUACAGCCAAAUCCCAACUGCUCAAGUUCGUCGAGAAGGUGGCCCCUAUCGCCAUCUACACUUCCGGCAAGGGCUCCUCCGCCGCCGGUUUGACAGCUUCCGUCCAGCGAGACCAAUCAACCCGCGAAUUCUACCUCGAAGGUGGUGCCAUGGUGCUCGCGGACGGCGGCGUGGUGUGCAUCGACGAGUUCGACAAGAUGCGUGACGAGGAUCGGGUAGCGAUCCACGAAGCCAUGGAGCAGCAGACGAUUUCCAUCGCCAAAGCAGGCAUUACUACUAUUCUGAACGCACGAACAUCGGUACUCGCCGCCGCCAACCCCAUCUUCGGGCGGUACGAUGAUAUGAAGACGCCCGGAGAAAACAUCGAUUUUCAGACCACCAUCCUUUCCCGUUUCGACAUGAUCUUCAUCGUCAAGGACGAGCACGAGCGCGGUAAAGACGAACGCAUCGCCAAGCACGUCAUGGGCAUCCACAUGGGCGGGCGCGGCGUAGAAGAGCGCAUCGAGUCCGAGAUCCCCGUCGAGAAGAUGCGCCGCUACAUCAGUUACUGCAGAUCACGCUGCGCCCCCCGCCUCUCGGACGCAGCAGCCGAGAAACUCUCAUCCCACUUCGUCGCCAUUCGCAAGCAAGUACACGCAGCCGAGCUCGAGGCCAACACACGGUCGUCGAUCCCCAUCACAGUCCGGCAGCUGGAAGCCAUCGUGCGCAUCACCGAGUCGCUCGCCAAGCUGGCGCUCUCGCCCGUGGCCACCGAGGAGCACGUCGACGAGGCGAUCCGGCUGUUCCUCUGCUCGACCAUGGACGCCGUCAACCAGGGCAGCAACCAGGGCAGCCGCGAGCUGAACGAGGAGGUGACGCGCGUCGAGGCCGAGCUGAAAAGGCGCCUGCCCAUCGGCUGGAGCACCAGUCUGGCGACCCUGCGCCGCGAGAUGGUCGAGGGCAAGGGGUUCAGCGAGGCGGCGCUGAAUCGGGCGCUGAUGUUUUUGCAGAGGAGGGAUACCAUCAUGUUUAGGAACCAGGGGGCGCAGGUUUACAGGAAUGGCGCGUAG
Chaetomium globosum CBS 148.51 is the source of this 2157-nucleotide messenger RNA. RefSeq lists its product as uncharacterized. NCBI's taxonomy places the organism in Eukaryota, Fungi, Ascomycota, Sordariomycetes, Sordariales, Chaetomiaceae. Gene Ontology annotation, cellular component: MCM complex; nucleus. Gene Ontology annotation, molecular function: single-stranded DNA binding; ATP binding; DNA replication origin binding. The transcript has 4 exons. Bases 1 to 2157 code for a protein of 718 amino acids. The record is from RefSeq and is a predicted model, not a curated record. Gene Ontology annotation, biological process: DNA replication initiation; DNA replication; double-strand break repair via break-induced replication.